CCUAGUCUGGAGGUGGUUGACAAUCAAAACUUCGUGGUGAAGGGACUGGAUGCGAUUAAAAAAAUUCAAGGAAACUCACAGAUAAUCACAGAUGAAGAAAAAGAAGUGUCAGCAACAGCCAGGACACAAAUUGCUCAAGCAACUGAUGGCGAAGCUACAUUCGCAACUCGCAAGUGCAAAGGUGGAAAGGUCAGCACGCGCUACUUGGAUCAGUUGGGUGAAUUUUGCACGGAUAUCAUCGGUGAUCUCACAGUGCAAGGACUGAAAAGAUCUCCUAGAGGAAUUCAAAAGUUGGAAAAAAUCAAAACUAUAAAAGGACGUCUAGUGGUGAAGGACAACACCGCUGUAAAAGACUUAUCUUUCUUGUCAAGCCUACAAGAAAUCAGCAAUCCUGCAACUGGAAAACCCAGCCUAGAAGUAGUGAACAACCUCAGAUUUGUUCUGAGAGGACUGAAAGGAAUUAGAAAAAUUCAUGGCAACGUUUAUGUUAAGACCGAGGAGAAAUCAGACGUCCCAUCGGAUGUGAAGCAACACAUAACUAGCAUAACUGAUGGCAAAGCGACAUUCCUCGUUAAAGAAAAACCCACGACCCCGACCAAGAAAGAAACCACGGCCACGAAAAGGAAAACAAUCACCACCACGAAAAAAACAACGAAAGCAACAAAAACUGAACCUCGAAAAACUGUGCGAACAACGUCUCGAAAAACUGCUAAAACGAAACCAACCACGAGAAAACACAAGGAAUAUCCUACAACAUCCAAAAAAUCUCGAGGCCAUCUC
Molecule: messenger RNA, 780 nt
Organism: Ostertagia ostertagi
Lineage: Eukaryota; Metazoa; Nematoda; Chromadorea; Rhabditida; Trichostrongylidae
Source: the annotation of a GenBank genome assembly